UCUUUCAUCGUCAUGAAGACAGUUGCAUUAUUUUUUCUAUUGCAUUUCACUAAUGGAGAACGUGCGGAAUCCAUGGAGAAUAAUGGUCCUUCACCUAAUGUCCAAUAUGUUUAUCCAAACCCUGCAUUUUAUAUGAACUAUGUCAACCCAUCUUCAGGCCUUAAGGAACCAAUAGAUUUCCUCGAGAUGGCAAUGGUAUACCCACAGACAGAGGAAGAGAAAAGAUACUAUCUGAAAACCGCACCUCUAAGUGAUAUACAAUUCAUGAGGAGGCCUACAGAUCUACCUGAUUUGAUUUAUCCAGGAGACAGAAUCAUGGAAAAUAAAACUUAUGUAGAUUUCUUUAAAUUUGAAGAUUUACAAUCCAGGAACCUUGAGAUCGACAAGCCAAAAGUUCCUAAAAAAGAACCGCAUAGAAGUGAAGCACCAGUGAAUUUAGGUUUUCUUAGUAAAUAUGACAAAAAAUCGCUUAAUCCAGUGAAUUUGACACUAAAUGAUAAAACGGCACGUAAUUUUGCUUUCGAGCAUACUAAUGUAAAAAUUGCAUGGACAACGUGCGAAGAAUUUAAAAAGAAUUCUGUAUUUCAUCCUAAAGACUUGCUUGACAUUGAUUGGAUACCGUUUUAUAUGUGGACUGCUCAUGACGAAAGAAUAGCAGUUGUUCACAAGUUCAGAGUUCCAACUGUAAAAGCCGUUCAGGCGUACAAAAAAGACUAUGGUCCAUAUUUAUCAGAAAAAGUGGAUUGGAAUCAGCCAAAACUGAUGCUGGAGGAAGUUACGCCGAUGCUUCUGAUAGCAGUGGACCAGACAGGCCUGUUCCAUGGCAUAAAACAUCAGAUGACUUCUGAUUACUUGAAGACUCAUCCCAAAGCAAAGUAUCCAGUGAUAACAUUGCGCAUGAAAAUUCUGGAUCCAUACUUAGCCUUGAUGUACUGCGGCGAUUUUUACGCUCAGAUAUUGGCAAUCAACGGACAGGUGCCAGAGACGGACGAACUUAAGACAGAAGAAGCAAAAGUGCUCAACUUUAAUGGAACAGGUUCACCAGUUUCUUUGGUAUCGGCAAGAGAAGAAAACAUUCGUAAAAUAGCCGAGUGGAAGUUGCUCGAGAAGCAAAGAGAGGAAGAAAGUAAGUUUGUAAAUGAUUAUGAAGCCCCAAGAGACAAAUUUUUGGAUAGGUGGUGAAUAAAAUUUGAUUAUGCUAACGUUAUCAGCGUCAAUAAAGAAGU
Plodia interpunctella (Indianmeal moth) is the source of this 1226-nucleotide messenger RNA. RefSeq lists its product as uncharacterized. The transcript is spliced from 3 exons. The record is from RefSeq and is a predicted model, not a curated record. NCBI's taxonomy places the organism in Eukaryota, Metazoa, Arthropoda, Insecta, Lepidoptera, Pyralidae. Bases 13 to 1182 code for a protein of 389 amino acids.